GAGGGAGGAGGAAGGACACGCGCGGGUUGCGUCCUGGCCGCGCCAUGCCUGCGCUGCUGCGGCCGUGACGCGCGCUUGGAGCAUGAAGACGACGCGCAAGUGUCGCGCCCUGCUGUCCGUGGGCCUGAACCUGGUGGCGCUCUUCUUCUCCACCACCGCCUUCAUCACCACCUACUGGUGCGAGGGCACGCAGCGCGUCCCCAAGCCCAACUGCAGCCCGCAGCGGCGCCACAACUGCAUCGACUACGGCGUCAACGAGACGGACCAGAGCAAGGUGCACUACAGCUGGGAGACCGGCGACGACCGCUUCCUCUUCCGCCGCUUCCACACCGGCAUCUGGUACUCGUGCGAGGAGAACAUCCAUGAGGCAGGUGAGAAGUGUCGCAGCUUCAUUGACCUGGCCCCCGCGUCAGAGAGAGGCGUGUUGUGGUUGUCGGUGGUGUCCGAGGUUCUUUACAUCCUGCUGCUUGUGGUGGGCUUCAGUCUGAUGUGUUUGGAGCUUUUCCACUCCAGCAACGUCAUCGACGGACUCAAGCUCAACGCCUUCGCCGCCGUUUUCACCGUGCUGUCCGGUCUUCUAGGUAUGGUGGCCCACAUGAUGUACACACAAGUGUUUCAGAUCACAGUCAGUCUGGGUCCUGAAGACUGGAGGCCUCACAGCUGGGACUAUGGUUGGUCGUUCUGCAUGGCAUGGGGUUCCUUCACGUGCUGCAUGGCCGCCUCCGUCACCACGCUCAACUCCUACACCAAAACUGUAAUCGAGUUCCGCCACAAGCGCAAACUGUUCGAGCAGGGCCUCCGCGAGGAACAGAACUUCCUGGACCAGGAGGCCUUCCACUACUUCCGGGACCGCUCCCUGCAGUCCAUCUCCGGCGCCCUGGACGUCUACGCCGGCCACGGGGGCAUGGCCGGUCCCGGUCCCGACUCUGGACCAGGGCCUGGUCAGGGGAAGAUGAGAGCGGCCUCCAUAGACUUGGGCGAGAACACGGACUCACUGGGGGAGGAGCAGUGCUGAGACUCCUGGGACAGAACCCUGACACGGUUCUGAGCUCAGAUGCGAAUGUGCUUUAUGUGUUUUAUCAGCUCAAACAGACUUGAUAAGAGAGAAAGUUAGUGAAACAUGAAGACUCUCUUUGUUUAUAUAUGACUAAUAAUACACAGUAUGAUGACAACAACACAACGUAUAUGACGCAACUUUUGGUCUGUUUGUGAAAGUUAGCGUUUUCAAGAUGCUACAAGUAGUAUUUGAAUGUAACUCGGUGACGUCCGUCCAUUGAAUAAGCAGAAACCAGUGCCCUGAACGUUACGUAGUGUGUAACAGGAAGAGAAGCUAGCAGGUGACAUUAAAUUGCAUCGCUUGUUUACACUUUUACAAUUUACCACGGGGGUGCUUCAGUUUUUUCCAUUGAGGGCCGCACACUGAGACAUUAAAACAUGCGGGGGCCAUUUUCAUAGUUUUCAUUUUAAAAACCAAACCAAUUUAUACAUCGUUUCUAACCUUGAGGGCUCCCCUCAAGUUUGGUCCCGGGAACCCCCACAAAAUUGUGACAAAUAAGUGAUUUGUUAUUUUUUUUUUUUUUUUCAUAUUCAACGCUUCUAUCUCUAGAUCAACUUUGCAAAAAAUAUGAUUUAUGCCCUUUUUGUUGUAGAAAAUCUUUUUUUAUGGCAAAAACACAAAAUAUGCAAUAUUUUCCACAAAAAAAAAUUUCAAAGAGGAAUAUUUGAUGUGAAGUAAUUGGAGCCUUGAAUGGAUUAAUGUUUCAAAACACUGAUCUUGAUUAAUUUUUUUUAAAUUAUUUUUUUUUUUUUUUUGCAAAGGCAGUUAAAAAAAUAAAUCACACUAAAGAUCCUGGCGAUCCAAAAAGGCCCCACUUAUGAAAGUGUUAAAAAUAAUUUUUUUGAACACUUAAAUCACUAGAUCAGCUUCAAAUCGAUGCGUCACUUUUAUUAUUUUUUUAUGUAUUUAAAUUUUUUGGUCAAAUAAUACUUUGGUUUUUUUUAUAUGGCAAACACACAAAAUAUGCAACAUUUUCACCCCCAAAUAUUUCAAAGUGUAAUAUUCGAUGUGAGGUAAUUGGAGCCUUGAAUAGGUCAAUAAUUCAUAACAACAUUGGUUUAAUUCAUUAUAUUUUUUUGAGUAAUGAGUUGUUUUUUUUAUAAAUUCCACAAAAAUGAUUGGGAAUCCAAAAGGGCCCCACUAACGAAAGUGUUAAAAAUAAGUCAAACAUGCUUUUUUCUUUCAGCAUUUAAAUCUUAUCAACUUCAGAUGUAUUUGUCAAGUACAAAUUCUUAUAUUUUUUAUUAUUUUUGUUUGUUUUCUGCCCAUUUUGUCAAAGAAAACUUAGUUUUCGAUAUGUCAAACACACAAAAUAUGCAACAUUUUCCCCCAAAAAAUAUUUCAAGGUGGAAUAUUUGAUGUGAAUUAAUUGGAGCCUUGAAUAGGGUCAAUAAUUCAUAACAACAUUACGUUUGAUUCGUAAUUUUUUGAGCAAUGACAGCUUUAAAGAAAAAAAAACAGCCUGCAUGGCAGCUUUCUGUUAUUAGAGCCAAUUUUGCAAAUUUUUCUCUUUAUAUUUAUAUAAUUUAUAUAAUAUUUCACCUGUUUGCUCUUUUCUUCUACCCUUUAUUUAUUUUUUAAAUAGUAUUUUUAGAAUGCGCUGCGUGCCGUAAAAAAAAUUAGCUGCAGGCCACAAAUGGCCCCCGGCUGCACUUUGAAGACCCCCGGUUUAACAUGUCUGAAAAGGAGUAAAAAAAGAAGCAGACCCUACCCCUUUCAGCUUUUCCUGACAGUUUGUUCACCUCCUGUGACUCAUAAAUCAGUGUUAAUUAUCUCAUGUUGUUCAUUAGGACAAAAUGCUACACGAAGCACUUUGAAUCAACUUUAUUUACAGGCCUUUCAUUGAUACUGAAUGUGAACACUUUAAAGCACAGUUGUGUUCUGCGAAAACCAACUAUUCUUACGCAGCUUGUGUUUUGUACAGUAUUUGUACCAAUCCUUGGACACUGUUGAAACACAAACAAUAGCAUUACAAUACAGAUAUUUACUCUGAAGUUAGUGCUGUCAAACGUUAGCGCGCACUUUCUUCCAGUCAGGGUUCUGCGAUAUUUGUGAGUUUUAUUGUCAUUAAGCUGUCAUUGUUGCAACAUGUAAGAACUAAAGAGUUCAAGAGCAAGCUUUUUGGUGUUAAACUAUAUGUGGUGUGGUGUUUAUCUAUUUGAA
Molecule: messenger RNA, 3220 nt
Organism: Nerophis lumbriciformis (worm pipefish)
Lineage: Eukaryota; Metazoa; Chordata; Actinopteri; Syngnathiformes; Syngnathidae
Gene: gsg1l
Product: gsg1-like
Cellular component (GO): plasma membrane
Source: RefSeq, a predicted model, not a curated record